Messenger RNA from Medicago truncatula (barrel medic), 1718 nucleotides. Its product is annotated as phenolic glucoside malonyltransferase 1. NCBI's taxonomy places the organism in Eukaryota, Viridiplantae, Streptophyta, Magnoliopsida, Fabales, Fabaceae. The transcript has a single exon. The record is from RefSeq and is a predicted model, not a curated record. Bases 123 to 1559 code for a protein of 478 amino acids.
CGUACUCUUUCUAUUUCUAUUUUCUCACCACACAUGUCUCUCUCAUCUUUCCCAUACAAUAAGCUUCCUUCUAAUCUGUCCGAGCCAAAAAAUUGAUUCAACCAACACUUCUUCUGUUUUACAUGGCAUUUAACAAGAACAAUAUCAAAAUCCAUGAACACUUCAAAGUUGUUCCUUCAUCAUCAACCCAAACUACAACAAUUCCUUUCACUUUCUUCGACAUAUUUUGGAUAAAGUUCCAUCCUAUAGAACGAAUCUUCUUUUACACCCUCCCAAAUUCACAAUCACACCCUUCUUUCUUCUUUCAAAAACUAGUUCCAAUUCUCAGAUCAUCACUCUCUUUAACCCUCCAACACUUUCUCCCUUUAGCUGGUAAAAUUGUUUGGCCAUCAGAAUCUCAACAACCAAAAAUCCAGUACACAACAAAUGAUGGUGUUUCAUUGCUCAUUGCAGAGUCUGAUGCAGAUUUCAGUCAUGUGAUUGAAAACUCACCUCAUGAAGCUUCUUUGUCUCGUUCUUUUCUACCACAUUUGGAAUCAACAGAUUCAUCUGCUUCUAUUAUUUCAAUUCAGAUAACCCUUUUUCCAAAAAGUGGUUUUUCCAUUGGAAUAAGCACACACCAUGCUGGUCUUGAUGGAAAAUCAUCAACCAUGUUCAUGAAAGCUUGGGCUUAUCUAUGCCACAAAAUAAUUGAAACCAAAGAAGAAUCACCAACUUUGUUACCUGAGUUAGAACCUUUAUUUGAUAGGGAAGUCAUCAAAGACCCGAAUGAGCUUGGUGUUACAUUCACAAAUAGCUGGACCGAGAUCAUAUCCACGAUUUUCCCAAGCGAAAAAGGAAACGAACAUAGCUUAAAUAUUUUACACUUUGAACCAAAACUUGAAGACUCCGUUCGUGCCACAUUCAAUCUCACGCGUGAAGAUUUGAACAAGAUAAAGCAAAUGGUGUUAUCAAAAUGGGAAUUUUAUGAUACAAAUGAAUCAUAUUCAAAGCCACAAACUUUAUCAUCUUUUGUUCUCACUUGUGCUUAUUCACUCGUUUGUUAUGCAAAAGCGAUUCACCGAGCAGAUAUGGAGAAAGAAAAGUUUUCUUUUGCUUUCACCGUAGAUUGCAGAGCAAGGUUAGAACCACCAAUACCAAGUAACUAUUUUGGAAACUGUGUUUGGGGGAACUUCAUCAGUACACAACCGUUGGAUUUCAUUAAAAAAGACGGUGUUUUCUUAGUUGCUAAGUGUAUUUACGAGAAAAUAAAGAUGAUAAAUGAGAACGGUGUUCUUGAAGGGGCUAUUAAUGAUGGGUAUGAUAAGUAUAAUUAUUUGAUAAAUGAAGGAUUUGGUGUGUUUGGAGUGUCGGGGUCUAAUAGAUUUGGUGUUUAUGAGACUGAUUUUGGUUGGGGAAGGCCAAAGAAGGUGGAGAUAGUGUCGGUUGAUAGAGGUUUAACCAUUGGUUUCGCAGAAAGCAAAGAUGGCAAUGGUGGGGUUGAAAUUGGUCUUGUUCUUAAUAAGCAUGUAAUGGAUCUCUUUAGCAAUUUGUUUCUUGAAGGACUAUGCUCCAAUUGAUUGUGGGAUGCAAGUGCAAUGUGUUAGAUAAUAAGAUGUCGGGCUCAUGUUGUUGGAUCUUUUUAGGGUUUAAGUGAAUCGAGUCCUUUUAGAUUUUAUUAUAUAAUAUUCACUUGUAAACCUAAUUUUAAUAAGUUAUGCUUUUGAUAUUAUUUAAAU